AUGCAGCAUCGAACGAACGAACAGCUAUGGGACAGUUCGCUUUUCCGUCGAUUAGCGGGUGAUGUUGGGGCCGCAGUAGUCUCCGCGACAUUAGUUGCACCAGCAGUGACGAUAAUAGACAGGGCCAUUGUGGAAAAAUCAUCUUUAAACCAGUCCCUCUUUCGUGGGUUAAGGCGACAUGCACUUCAUGCACUCAAAAACCCCACGCGAUUUGUAUUCCAAUUACCAUUCGGCAUCAUUUGGAGUCUAUACGCAGCCACAUACAUAGUCGCAAAUGGAACCGACACAAUAAGCAACAAGCUCAAAGCUCGCGGUACAGGAAUGCUCACAUUUGCGACCACGACAAUAGUAAACGUGCCCUUGGGUGUAUGGAAAGAUAUCCGAUUUGCAAAAAUAUUUGGCACCAAGACCUACGCCAAUAAUGUCGAAGCGGCGCGACCGGCGCUCGUGCAAAAUCGCGGUGUUGCAAGAGCAGCCACGGCCAUUUUUCUCUUGCGCGACUGUGUGACGAUCUUUGGAUCCUUUACUCUUGCACCGAAAUUAUCGGCCGCCAUUCCUGAUAGUAUUACUUCCCACCCUCAAGCCAAGCCGGUUAUAUCACAGUUGACGGUGCCGGUUUUGACUCAGCUUGUGGCUACGCCGCUGCAUUUGUUAGGGUUGGAUCUUUAUAUGCGACAGCAUGCUGUGCCGUUCGUUGAUCGGGUGGCACAGUCGCAACGGCAUUUGGCUUCUACCACUGUGGUGCGAUGUAUUCGCAUUUUGCCUGCUUUUGGAUUUGGAUGUUUGGCAAAUUUGGAACUGCGAUCGCUUUUUCAUAGACAAAUUGGAGGAGAGAAUCUAUAA
Messenger RNA from Penicillium verhagenii, 843 nucleotides. RefSeq lists its product as uncharacterized. Bases 1 to 843 code for a protein of 280 amino acids. NCBI's taxonomy places the organism in Eukaryota, Fungi, Ascomycota, Eurotiomycetes, Eurotiales, Aspergillaceae. The record is from RefSeq and is a predicted model, not a curated record. Gene Ontology annotation, cellular component: mitochondrion. The transcript is spliced from 2 exons.